This is a messenger RNA of Lolium rigidum, 1192 nucleotides long. Its product is annotated as TATA-binding protein-associated factor 2N-like. NCBI's taxonomy places the organism in Eukaryota, Viridiplantae, Streptophyta, Magnoliopsida, Poales, Poaceae. The record is from RefSeq and is a predicted model, not a curated record. The transcript is spliced from 7 exons. The coding region runs from base 2 to 964 and encodes 320 amino acids. Gene Ontology annotation, molecular function: RNA binding.
CAUGGAUCGGUACCAGCGGGUCGAGAAGCCGCGGCCCGAGGCCGCCGCCAUCAGCGAGAACGAGAUCCGUAUCACCACACAGGGCCUCAUCCGCAACUACGUCACCUACGCCACCUCCCUCCUCCAGGAAAAACGUGUGAAAGAAAUUGUGCUGAAGGCUAUGGGACAAGCUAUCAGCAAGACAGUGGCUAUUACUGAGAUCAUAAAGAAAAGGAUCCCUGGGUUGCAUCAAGAUACCACAAUCAGUUCAAUCAGUAUUACUGAUGUAUGGGAACCCAUUGAGGAAGGCCUUGUACCAUUGGAGAUGACUCGUCAUGUUUCAAUGAUAUCAAUCUCCUUGUCACCUAAGGAGCUCGACACGAACUCACCCGGGUAUCAAGCUCCAUCGCAUGCAGAGCCGCAUAAACCAAGGUACCAGCAGGUUCAGCAAUAUCAACAACAACAGCCAAGACAGAAUCAAGUUCAAACAGAUUCAUAUGGACGUGGACGUGGAAGAGGCAGAGGGAGAGGAAGGGGCUGGGGUGGUAGGGGAGCAUAUGGUGGAGGUUAUGGUGGGUAUGAUAACAACCAAGGAGGUUAUGGUGGAUAUGGCAACCAGGGAGGGUACGGUCACAACCAAGGUGGGUAUGGCAACCAGGGAGGUUACGGCCACAACCAAGGUGGGUAUGGCAACCAGGGAGGUUACGGCCACAACCAAGGUGGCUAUGGAGGCGGGUAUGGUUACGACCAAGGUGGAUAUGGAGGAUAUGACAACGGUGGCUGGAACUACAACCAGAACAGAGGCCGUGGUGGUGGUGGCGGGGGCGGGCGAGGAAGAGGCAACUGGGGCUACGGUGGUAUGUAUAAUCUUAGCAACAUACAUUCUAUUCACGCAAAAUGGAACUUUAUGUUGGUUCCCACCUACCUUGUGCAUUUACUCCAACUCAUUGCAAAUCUAAGCAACAAUAAUUCGUGCGCUGAUUGAUGCCUCUCAUAGGCCAGAACUCUGGUGAAUAGUAUUCUUUUGAACUUGCUAGUCAGCAACUUUAUGAAGAGAUUGCUAAAUACAGCUGUAGGGUUUUGGUCAGUGGUAGUGAUAAUAAGAUUUCACUCCUUUAGAGCUAACUGAUUUUGCUUUACUCUCUUUCUCACUCCUAUGGGCAUUGUGGGAUGAACACAUUCUGAACAUGAGUUAUACACAUAUUGAUUAACU